UAAAAAACUUAAAUCACACUCAGAUCAUCUUUGCUUCAAGCGAAACAGGGGUAUUCGGGGUGAUCACGGUUGUAUAGGAGGUGGUGUAAACAGAGAAAAAAGGAGGCUGUUCGGGGAAUUCUUAUCGACGUUGACGUUGACCAUUACUUCGCUACAAAUCAUGUCUGAACCCAUUACUCUUCCAUCUACUCAACAUUCAUUGGAAAAAAAAAAAAAAAGUUUGCUCUGGAUUAAUAUCACUUGAAUUAAGAAUUAAUCUCAGGGAAGUAAGCAACCGGAGAGAUGAAUAUCGCAACUAGAAGCUCAGGUCCUGGAGUAACCUACCACCACCAUCAACAGAACCAAAUGGCCAUUCCGAUUGUUCCUCCACCAGUGCCACCACCAAUGCCACCAUCACCGAAUCUACCUCGAUCAGAUCUAUUUACAGGAAGAAGAGAAGACUACAACAAGAUUGCAUCAGCAGAAAGCACCAAAGCCGUGGAAGAAUUUGUGGAAAAUUUAGUGAAUUUGAUGGAAAAGAAUGAUUUGGAACUACAAAAUAAAAGUUACAAUACUGCCCUUGGUUCAGCAGUUGCAGCAGGAAACGUGAAAAUAGCAAUGAUAAUGGUGAAAAAGAACAGGGAUGUGAUAGAAAUCCCUGGUCGUUAUAGAACAAUGCCACUCUGUCUCGCUGCUUUAUUUGAAAAGCCUGAUAUGGUUAGAUAUCUGUAUGCGAAUUCUAAUAGACUAUCGGGUCAAUUUUGGAGUCAUGAGAAUCCGGGUUGGCUUCUACAAAAAUGUGUUGAAGUUGAUAUCUUUGAUGUUGCUAUUAAAAUAGUGAAUGAUUGCCCUGACCUGUGUGCCGAACAAAGAUUACUCACAGAUGUACUCUUAGUUUUAGCUCAAAAGACUCAUGCAUUUAAAGAGAGAAAAUCACAUAUUGUUGUCAGAAUCAUCAAGUCAAUCUUUCACGUGAAUAUAGGACGUGCAGAAAAGGAAAGUGAAGCUCUUCAAUUAUUAAAAAUACUAUGGAAAAAAAUAACAAAAAUGCCCAAGAGCGAGAUUGAUGAUAUAAUACGAGGGCCACCUUUGGAAGUUCAAAAGCAAGGGGGUAUAAUUAAAACCUACCCUUCUCAAGUACUUUUUAUUGCUGCAAAAAUGGGCAACACUAGGUUUAUAAUUGAGCUCAUUCGGUCAUAUCCGGAUUUAAUAUGGAAGCUCGAUGACAAAGGGCAAACUAUAUUCCACAUAGCUAUUAAACGUCGUCAUGCAAAGAUCUAUAAUUUGUUAUAUGAGAUUGGCUCAAGGAAAGAUUUAAUUACUCCAAUUAAGGACAAAAAUGGGAAUAAUAUGUUGCAUUUAGUUGCCAAGAGUGCUAAGCCGAAACGAUUUCAAAACGUGUCAGGAGUCGCCUACAAAUGCAACGGGAGUUAUUAUGGUUCAAGGAGGUCGAGCGGAUGA
This is a messenger RNA of Lactuca saligna, 1440 nucleotides long. The record is from the annotation of a GenBank genome assembly. Lineage: Eukaryota; Viridiplantae; Streptophyta; Magnoliopsida; Asterales; Asteraceae.